UUGGGCUUCUCGGGCUCCUGUAGGAGGUUCCCUUUCCCCUGUCUCUUUCUCCGUACAGUCACAGCAUGGAUCCUCUCUCCAACUUUAUCUCGGUGUUUUUGUGUUAGUUCCGUGCUGCUUUUGGGAUUAAUGGUCUUCGACUGGGUUCCGUAACUCGUCUGUACGCCAUGUUUACCACCACCGGCUCUCGGGGCCUCUACAAGGCUCCUCUGUCUAAAGGCCUCCUGCUGGUUCUCAAUGGGCUGACUGUGAUGCUCACCCUGCUGCCACAGUACCAAGAGGUGUUCGUGUACAACCUGCAGGCUUUCACACAGCAGCACCAGGUAUCUCCCAACCAAGCAGCGAGACUCCCGUGGGGAUGGGUGCCACUCUGGACAUCCAGAGGCAACAAAGGAUGGACAUGCUCGACCAACAGCUGCUGCUGGCCCAGUACAACGAGGCCAGGAGGAACACCAGACCCCAGUCACAGUCUGGGUUGUUACAGUGGACCAGGUUGUUCCCCUCCCUGAGACACAGAGGACAGAACAGACCCCCGAUGCAGCCCCACCCCCAAGCUCAGACACCCCCAUCCACACAGCCUCCUCUAUUAGACAACUCUCCUGUCGCAGAGGAGCAGGUUGCACGGUUGGUGGAAAUGGGCUUUUCCAGGAUUGAUGCACUCGAAGCUCUCAGAGCUUCAAACAAUGAUAUCAACAUGGCAACCAAUUUCCUCUUGCAACACUGAGAGAGAGAGAAAGAGCUCAGUUAAAAAAAACAGAGGUGAAUGAGGACAGAGAGAGAAAACAGGAAGAGCAGAGCAACCAAAGCAGAGGAGCCAAAAGCGAAACGGAGAGGAAAUGUCGGACAGAACGAAACCGUGAACGAUGGAGACAAACGAUAUUUGUACAGAUGAUCUGAAGGCUGUGUCACUGCUCCCUGAAGCAGUGUUGGGGCUGACCCUAUCUGAACUGAACCUGAUAGCAGGCUGAUUAAUGAAGAAGUGUGAAGCACAAAGUAGGAGACAUUUGCGUCAUAGCUUUCUGAUGGCCGUUGUCGUGUGAAACAGGCGUCAUUGCUCAAGGCAGACGAGUUAGACCUCUGAGUCCAAGGGGGAUCCCUUGAAAAAUACACAGAAAACAAACAGGUCAGAGCUUUCCACACAGUACAUCUUAAAAAAAAACAAAAAAAAACCCAAGUCUUCAAUCCAGUAGAGGAGAUAUAAAGUGGGUUACUUCUUAAAAACAGAACGGAUGCUGAAGAACACAAAUCGGCUGAGAUCCCACACACCCUCCACAUGGAUACCAACGUAUAGCUUUGUGAAAUAGAGUUUUAUAUAACCCGCUGUUAUGUACUGCCACUCUACUUCCAAAAUGGCUACUGUGAAACCAGCAUCUUAGAUUCUGGUUAGAUUUAAGUAAAAGAUGGAAAAAACGGAUAAAGCUAAAGGUGAACAAGGUUUUUCACACAAUGGGUCAGAUAACGUUAUGUCAUCAAUCAGGUUUCAAUCUUAUAUUGGAAAAGUCUGAAACAAUAGGAGUGAAAACAGGCACGCAGCACCUGCUAGACGAUUAUAUUUAACUCCACGAGGAGGUGCAAAGGUCACGAUGUCAACUUCAAAAUUUAUGAUUAAAGAAUCCCCGAACAAAAUAACCUGGGAUAUCAUGAUUUUAUUACACAGUUGCUCUCUAUUUAUGUUGGCAGUGUUUGAUGGAAGUAGCAGGGCUCAACCCUUUCCGGCUUGAGAUGUUUUAACAAAGCGGUUAGCCUGAUUGACAGCUACUGUAGGAGCCAAAAUUCUUCCGAGCUGAUUGGUUUGGCCCAUUGGAAACUCUACAUUGUUGGUGACAGAUGGAGGUGUUUGGCAGGAAAUGGGCUAGAUUGGAUAUCUCAGGGUCUGGUAAUGACAUAAUCACAUUUACAGACAUGAGUACACAUACACACAUGCACAGUAGCCCUUCAAGUAGGGCAUUUCUCACAUUUCAUGCUCUCAAAUGCAUAUGGUGACACUUCUCAACAUUUAAUUUAUUCUGUCUUAACUGAGUUUGGGUCUUUGCUCUGCCAGCACACUGAAUCAUUGCAAGUCUUAAAAGACUGAUGAUAUUUAUUAUGCAAUAUCAUGAUGAGAAAUGUAUGGAGACUAUGCACUGCAUAGUACCUACUUUGUGUGUGUAUAAAUGUGCAAAACUAUUGUCCAAGAGAAGUAAUAUUGCAGCCACUAUGUAUUGAUGUCAAAGACAGAUGCUAGUUUUAUAUUUUGUGCAUAAUAAUAAUAUUGAUAAUAUUUGACCACUGAGAUGAUCAUUUGUGUGUAUGUAUUUUUCAGAGUGAUAUAAUAGAAUAUGGGUGUGAUGAGGGAGUUGUUGCAUGGACGACUCUCUGAUGAACUGUAAUGAAUCAUUUGGUCUGUGGAAUAAAUCAACUUGCUGACUAAAUUAUUUGCAUCA
Molecule: messenger RNA, 2423 nt
Organism: Morone saxatilis (striped sea-bass)
Lineage: Eukaryota; Metazoa; Chordata; Actinopteri; Moronidae
Gene: ubac2
Product: UBA domain containing 2
Molecular function (GO): serine-type endopeptidase activity; protein binding
Source: RefSeq, a predicted model, not a curated record